Messenger RNA from Cuculus canorus (common cuckoo), 3618 nucleotides. RefSeq names its product heparan sulfate glucosamine 3-O-sulfotransferase 1. The transcript is spliced from 2 exons. The record is from RefSeq and is a predicted model, not a curated record. Lineage: Eukaryota; Metazoa; Chordata; Aves; Cuculiformes; Cuculidae. Gene Ontology annotation, molecular function: [heparan sulfate]-glucosamine 3-sulfotransferase activity. The coding region runs from base 1010 to 1939 and encodes 309 amino acids.
GUAAAGCAGAAUUAAGGUAUUAUGAACAGGAUUUUUGAUGGUUGUAUUACUUCUAACAUUUAAUGCUUUGAAUUAAUAGCAUUAAUCAUUGCUUUAUUGGAUUUGAAUAAAUUUAUAUUGGGUUGUAUUAAGCAAUGUAUCCUAUAUACACUGGAUUAGUCAUUUGCCUGUUUUUCAAAAAUGCAUAAGCCAUACUGAGAGCAGAUCUGCAUUUAUUGUGUUGUGUAACUAGCUCUACUUUUACCAAAGGAAAAAAAAAACAACAGCUCUAUUUCAGAUAUUUGAAAACUUUCAGUAUUGUAUUGUUGUUCUUGUUAUUUAUAAUUAUUUAUUACAUAAAGCCAGUGUAUUUGGACACUUUGCACUGGCAUAACUGUCAUCACAGUAUGAUUUUCUUUUAAAAAAUUCCUGAAACGGUUCACCUUAUAUGACCUUUUGUUAUGAAUAGUUAGACUGCAAUCUUUUUUUAUAUUGUCAGCAUUAGAGAUGUUCUUAAUUAUAAUGAUCUAACUGAGCUGUUACAAAUUUGUGUGCCAGUAAGCAUAAAAUGUUUGAAUUGUACUCUUCUCAGUGGCUGAUCUCUGUGUUGGGAUGAGUUGAUGUCUAGUAGGAAUAAACAGGAAAGGCAGUACACUUUUUUGAUCCAAAUAUAUUUUUUAAAAUUCAAACAAAAAUUGUUUCUUUAUUAUACUUGUUCUGAACACCUCCCCUUGUUGUAGUUUUCAGCAGUGAACAAGAGUAUUUCUGCCUGAAUCCUGUGAAACAACACAAUCCUGAGUUUCUAUUUUCUUUCAUUUGAGAUGGAGGGUGGAGGCAAGUGGGAAGAAACUGCCAUACUCAACAAAAUACUUGGAAGCUUUGACGACUCUCUUUGCUUUUCAGUUCAGCAUAUGCUUCAGAAACUUGCUGUGUGUUUAUCACGGGUUCUGCCAACUAGCUCGAGAGGGGACGUACCCAUCCUUUCAUUAGUCAAGCAUAACAUUAUCUUGAACUAAUUAUUCCUCUCCACAUGGCCAUCCUACUGGUGUCAGCUUAUCUUCUGCUGAUUCACGCUCAGGGUGCUCCUGUUGAGAAUGGGGCACUGUUGGAAACACUGAAGUCGCAAGUAGGAUUAUUCAGCAAUAGAAGUGAACACUACACAUCACAGGUGAGACCUCCUGGCACAAGCCGUCAAAUACCUCAGACAAUCAUCAUAGGAGUUCGUAAAGGAGGGACAAGGGCUUUGCUGGAAAUGUUGGAUAUUCAUCCUAAUAUUGUGGUAGCAGCUACAGAAGUCCACUUCUUUGACUGGGAUGAAAAUUAUGUGAAAGGAAUAGACUGGUAUAGAAAUCUAAUGCCAUUUUCUUAUGGAAAUCAGAUUACAAUUGAGAAAACACCAGGCUAUUUUACAUCACCACAGGCUCCAGAAAGAAUUCAUGACAUGAAUAGCUCCAUUAAACUGCUGCUUAUUCUGAGAGAUCCCACUGAGAGAGUUAUAUCUGACUAUACCCAAGUAUAUUACAACAGACUAGAAAGCCACAAACCUGUUCAGCUUUUUGAAGAUAUUGUUAUUAAGAACGGAGCACUUAAUACCAAAUACAAAGCUAUUCAGAGAAGUCUGUAUGAUGUUCAUAUGGAAAAGUGGCUUAAGCAUUUCAGUUUGGAUCAGAUUCACAUAGUGGAUGGCAAUACUUUGAUCAAGGAUCCUCUUCCUGAAUUACAGAAAGUUGAAAGAUUUCUAAAUCUUCCUUCCCGAAUUAUGUCUUCUAAUUUUUAUUUUAACCAAACCAAGGGAUUCUACUGCAUCAGAAGUGAUGGAAGGGAGAGAUGUUUACAUGAAUCCAAAGGGCGCCCUCAUCCUCUUGUUAACAACACUGUUUUAGAGCAACUGCAUUCUUACUUCAAAGAGCACAAUGCAAAAUUUUACAAAAUGGUUAAUCAUUCCUUUGACUGGCAUUAAUACAUUUGGGAUCAAUGUUUCUUAAAAAGGGCCUGAAACAAACUCUUUUCAAAGAUAUCAUUCUAAGCUGUAGAAAUUCAUAUUAUGAGAACUUAAUGUACUGGUUAUAUGCUUCAUUGGAAUAACACAUUUGUUAACUCAUUGAAACACUACUACUUAUGUUGGGGAAAAAUAGGUUCCGCUUAUUUGUAUGACUACUGUCAGGCUUAUGCUGAUCUUCUUUCUCCCAUCAUGCAAAUACAUUAACUUCAGUGGACUUAUUUCAGAUACGUACCUGUUACAAGAUUUGUGCUGUUUUGGAAUAACAACUGCUUCUAAAUGUGUAAAAAAAAUGUAAAUAUUUGAAAUUGUAUUAUUCUAACUGUUCUGUAAUUUUUGUUGUUAGUAUUUUUUUAUAUCAUGCACAAUGAUAGUGGCAUUGAUUUCUAGAAUUUUUCAUACAAUAAAUUAAAUUGUAUGUUAAAACAGGGGCAUACGUAGUGCCUCCAAUAAAUAAUUCAUCCUCUGUUAAUAUGAUAAAGUUCUUAAUUAAUAAUAAAAGGAAUCUAUUUCACCUAUGAUUUCAAAUAGGUGAACUAGAAGCUCCAUGUCUGUAUAUCAUUAGUACCACACUCUCACUAUCUUGGUUUGAGAAAAAUAUCUCCAAACAAAGUAAAAAUAUAAACUGUUUGAAGAAGCUUUAACUGAGAGUUCUGAAUGUAAAGAAAUUAAAAUAUCCCAGAUAACCUCAAUUUUCACUGCUAUUCUGUACACUAAAAAAAAAUGAAAAAAUUAUUAUCAGCAGCUGUACAAAUAUUUAAUUAUAUAAAUUAUGUCACUUUGCUCUUGAAUGGAAAGGCUCUUCAUUAGUACUACCAUAUUAAUCAUGUUUGUAUUCUGUGGCUAGUUAUUCUAUUGCUCUCUUGGCUUUAGUUUACUUAUUUCUGUUGGCACAUUCAUUCUUGUUUAAAAAAAAAAAGUAAUUAGUUGCUUGCCUUCCAAAGCAUGGAGUAUUUUUAUUUUGCCAUUUAUAAUGCAGAUCUAGGGAUAUUCUCAAAGUUAAAAUAACAUAAUUUUAUACUGUAUAUCUCAUAUAUAGUGUUCAAUAUGCUAGAUUAUUCAGAUUAUAUAUAAAAACCACACCCAUUUAUACCCCUGGAUUAGGAGUUUGGGUUUUUAUUUAUUUUAUUUUACAGCAUUGUGCUGGUCUGCUUUCCUUUUCAUGUGAACAUUUUAUUAUAUAUCAAUACCAAAGAAGAAAAUCAACUUGAAAUGUUAAAUAUGGUGCCAGAUAUAACUACAGACGCAGAUGUGCUAGUUUGUAGUUGUAUCUUGCAGUUCAGAAACUCUGGCGCACCUUGUAGUAGAAGCAUUUAUUAGGGACAUUCCUCUUUAAGCUUCUCAGGGCCCACUCUGAGCAUUACAGCAUCAAACUCUGCCUAACCCUGUUGAGGAUCCUGGAUCUGUGUCCCUCUGUCUAAGCCACUGUGCGGCCAAUAUGUUCCUAACAUGGGAUUCAAGUCUUCCACUUCACAGGCUAAAAGGUAUGUAUUGCAGGACUAAUUUUUAGGCUUCUAAUAAUUUAAGAAGUGGUCUGCUUGGUUGUCAGGCAGGUAGCGGUAUUCAACCGGAGCUGGACAGACUCAGACCCAGCCAGACUUCAUGGAAACAGCCUUCAUCAAAUAUUCCCUCAAUAAAUG